Salmo salar (Atlantic salmon) is the source of this 3530-nucleotide messenger RNA. The record is from RefSeq and is a predicted model, not a curated record. NCBI's taxonomy places the organism in Eukaryota, Metazoa, Chordata, Actinopteri, Salmoniformes, Salmonidae.
AUGGACAGGUUGCCGAGGAGAGGUUGUAAUAGUACAUGGACAGGCUGGGGGUUGCCGAGGAGAGGUUGUAAUAGUACAUGGACAGGUUGCCGAGGAGAGGUUGUAAUAGUACAUGGACAGGCUGGGGGUUGCCAAGGAGAGGUUGUAAUAAUACAUGGACAGGCUGGGGGUUGCCGAGGAGAGGUUGUAAUAGUACAUGGACAGGCUGGGGGUUGCCAAGGAGAGGUUGUAAUAAUACAUGGACAGGCUGGGGGUUGCCGAGGAGAGGUUGUAAUAGUACAUGGACAGGCUGGGGGUUGCCGAGGAGAGGUUGUAAUAGUACAUGGACAGGCUGGGGGUUGCCGAGGAGAGGUUGUAAUAGUACAUGGACAGGCUGGGGGUUGCCGAGGAGAGGUUGUAAUAGUACAUGGACAGGCUGGGGGUUGCCGAGGAGAGGUUGUAAUAGUACAUGGACAGGCUGGGGGUUGCCGAGGAGAGGUUGUAAUAGUACAUGGACAGGCUGGGGGUUGCCGAGGAGAGGUUGUAAUAGUACAUGGACAGGCUGGGGGUUGCCGAGGAGAGGUUGUAAUAGUACAUGGACAGGCUGGGGGUUGCCGAGGAGAGGUUGUAAUAGUACAUGGACAGGCUGGGGGUUGCCGAGGAGAGGUUGUAAUAGUACAUGGACAGGCUGGGGGUUGCCGAGGAGAGGUUGUAAUAGUACAUGGACAGGCUGGGGGUUGCCGAGGAGAGGUUGUAAUAGUACAUGGACAGGCUGGGGGUUGCCGAGGAGAGGUUGUAAUAGUACAUGGACAGGCUGGGGGUUGCCGAGGAGAGGUUGUAAUAGUACAUGGACAGGCUGGGGGUUGCCGAGGAGAGGUUGUAAUAGUACAUGGACAGGCUGGGGGUUGCCGAGGAGAGGUUGUAAUAGUACAUGGACAGGCUGGGGGUUGCCGAGGAGAGGUUGUAAUAGUACAUGGACAGGUUGCCGAGGAGAGGUUGUAAUAGUACAUGGACAGGUUGCCGAGGAGAGGUUGUAAUAGUACAUGGACAGGUUGCCGAGGAGAGGUUGUAAUAGUACAUGGACAGGUUGCCGAGGAGGGGUUGGGAAAAAGCUGCCUAUGUAAUGCCCUACUAGUUUACAUGUCCUAUUGAAAUGAAGGUCAACCUGUAGUUCUGUCACAUUCUCUGAGAAGGGAAGCCGUGAUACAUAUCCACGUGACCAUACUACAAUAAUGAUGUUGUUUUUAAACUUCUUGGCAUGACUGUGUGUUUUAGAACGAAUAACGAAGUCUAUUUGUACACCGCUGUCUAGUCUGUCCCAUGUGUCUGGUCCUAGAAAAACGUUAUCUAAGAGCAUUAAUCACAGGAUGUAUCUUAGUUAGUGGAGUGUUUUCUAAAACAUUUGUUCCCCUUGAUGUUGAUAUUGGUAAAGGUGGACGUGUUAUCUUUAGUCUGUCUCUCAGGGUCGGGGUCAAUUCCAUUUCAAUUCAGUCAGUUCAGGAAUUACAUUGAAUUGACUGAGGUUCGCGUCCCAAAUGUCACCAUAUUCCCUAUAUAGUGCACUACUUUUGACCCUGGUAGUUCACCAUAUCGGAAAUAGGGCUCUGGUUUAAAAGUAGUGCACUACAGGGAAUAGGAUACCAUUUGGGACGUAGCCUGAAAUGACAUGGAAGGAACCUUAACCCUGUUGUCUCUAUUAUAACAAGACUAUGACCAAAACCAUUCAACCUGACCCCUGACCCCGGUCUGUUUUGGUGUUUUGGUAGAUAAAUUGGUGCCGCGACGGAACUCGAGGUGGCCAGGGGCGUCGUCUGUGAGGGUAGAACGAAGGAAGGAAGGACAGGAGGACAGACAGGCGGGCGGGCGGACAGACAGACAGACAGACAGGUGUCUGUUGUACACGUUAGAACACACUAACACCUGGUCUGGAACCACAGGACUUCCAGGAGAGCCGUUACAUGACCCAGGACAAAAUAAACGAGAGGGAAAAAAGACUCUCAUUUUAGGGUGCUAAGUUAUUUUUUUGAAUUAAGUGAUUUAAAAAAAUAUAUUAUAAUAAUUAUGAUUUCUAAUUGGGAGGGGGGGGCCAGGACUGGGUGUUUGUGACCCGGUGUGUUGGGGUGUGUUACAGUCCUGGGUCAAAUAUAUAAUGUCAAAUGCUUUCAAAUACCACUAUGUCAUAAAAGGCACCCUAUUCCCUAUUUAGUGCACUACUUUUGACCGGGACCAUAGGGCUCUGAUCAAAUGUAAUGCACUAUAUAGGCAAUAUAGUGCAAUUUGGUACAAAGUCCAGGGCUGUGCUUAGUUUAGUUCAGUGGUUCCCAACCCAUGGGUACUAGGAGGGGGUACUAGAGGGGGUACUAGAGAAGACUCAUGAGACCAUAGGCCUACCGGUCAAAAUGCACAUGAGGGGGUACUUCAGGGGUACUCUGGGCAGAGCCAAAUUUAGUUGGUGGUACACUAACCGGAAAACAAAGAAAAAAGGUUGGGAACCACUGGUUUAGUGUUUCCUGUAUAAUGGAACCAAUGAAACCGAUUUGAGUAUUCCCAAGAGGACAAACUCCAAACUAAAUCAAGGUCACAAAGGCUCCGUCCCAGAUGGCACCUUGGAAGAGCAGUGGAUGUACCAGAGACCAUGUGAUCUGUCUCUGGGGUGUUAAGACUCUACUGUACCAGAGACCAUGUGAUCUGUCUCUGGGGUGUUAAGACUCUACUGUACCAGAGACCAUGUGAUCUGUCUCUGGGGUGUUAAGACUCUACUGUACCAGAGACCAUGUGAUCUGUCUCUGGGGUGUUAAGACUCUACUGUACCAGAGACCAUGUGAUCUGUCUCUGGGGUGUUAAGACUCUACUGUACCAGAGACCAUGUGAUCUGUCUCUGGGGUGUUAAGACUCUACUGUACCAGAGACCAUGUGAUCUGUCUCUGGGGUGUUAAGACUCUACUGUACCAGAGACCAUGUGAUCUGUCUCUGGGGUGUUAAGACUCUACUGUACCAGAGACCAUGUGAUCUGUCUCUGGGGUGUUAAGACUCUACUGUACCAGAGACCAUGUGAUCUGUCUCUGGGGUGUUAAGACUCUACUGUACCAGAGACCAUGUGUGUGAUCUGUCUCUGGGGUGUUAAGACUCUACUGUACCAGGUGCAUGCCUGACAUGUCGCAAAUAUAACCACGGUUUUUAGAGCUACAAAAAAUAUUUUAUAAUAGAAUAAUUCAAUUGUUUAAUUAUACCAUCAUCAUAACUUUGUAUUAUGUUUGUUAUUAUUUUUAUUAUUAUUAACAUUCUGGUAUUUAAUCGUAAAGGAGAUUAACAGUUUUUAUUAUGAUGUUUAUUUUGCUUUAAUUCUGUGUAUUUGGAUGUAUUGAUACUUAUUAAAUGUUUACAUGUACCCGUAUUGGACACGAUCCAGCAGGUCGUUUUGUAUGUACGUCCCGAUGAUAUCAUUUGUAAAAGUGCGAAGUUUUGCGGAUUGCACAAGACCAAAAAAGAAACUACACAGAAACAAACAAAUAAAGAAGUAGACUGAAGUAGGAAUGGAAUUAUGCAAAUCA